CGCUCUCUGGGCAGCCUAGCAACGAUAACUGGCUUUUAGGAACAGGUACAUUCGCGUCAACAUUUAAACACAGUCGCCUUCACUUCAUUGAGUGCGUUCUGUGAGCCUCGCUUUUGACAAAGGAGAUAGCCUACUAUAUAUAAACUGCUACACAAUUCGACUAACUGGACCCAAGAGUACCAGGAUGACAACCCAGAAGAGUGCCCCAGUGGACCGAGGCUGUGCUGUGGCCGUCAUCAUCUUCAUGCUGGGACUGGGCACACUGCUGCCAUGGAACUUCUUCAUCACCGCCACUGAGUAUUUUGACGACCGCCUCAAAGGGACCGCGUUAAGUAACGGAACCACCCCGGUUACUAACGGAACCACCCCGGUUACUAACGGAACCACCCCGGGUUACUAACGGAACCACCCCGGGUUACUAACGGAACCACCCCGGGUUACUAACGGAACCACCCCGGUUACUAACGGAACCACCCCGGUUACUAAAGACUACAAGUUUGCCAGCUGGAUGACUCUUCUAGCCCAGUUACCCCUGCUCCUCUUCACCCUGGCCAACUCCUUCCUGUAUCAGCGUAUCAAAGAGAAGGUCCGGAUUGCUGUCAGUAUGGUCUCCAUCCUCUUCCUCUUCCUCCUCACUGCCAUCAUGGUCAAGGUGCCCAUGCAGCCCCACAGCUUCUUCUCUAUCACCAUGGCAACUAUCUGGUUCAUCAACUCUUUUGGAGCAGUGCUCCAGGGCAGUCUGUUUGGGCUGGUGGGUCUGCUCCCCCCGAGGUACAGCACAUUGUUUAUGAGUGGUCAGGGAUUGGCAGGGAUCUUUGCUGCCAUGGCUAGUCUGUUCUCUAUCCUCAGUAAAGCAGACAAGGCCAGUGCUGCUCUUGGGUACUUCAUAACCCCCUGUGUGGCAACACUGGUCACCUUGCUUAGCUACUUACUACUGCCACACCUGGUGAGUGGCUACAGCAGUUUCAUGACAGGAGGACAACAGAGUUUGCCCAGUGACCAACCUGAGACCACAGACGAGCUUCUCAAGGGGGCCGUACUGACUAUUUUCUCACUUCCUCUGAAAGACAAAGAAAAAUUAGCGUUGGUCAAUGGCGACCUAAAUGGCUUCAACAAUAAACCCAUAAUAACCAAUGGUGAUUUUGAGGCCAGUGGGACCAAAGAAGCCCUGUUCAUGAUGGAGCAGACUGACAGUCACACCAGGUCAUCUGUCCUGGCAGUCUUCAAAAAGAUUUGGGUGAUGGCCCUUUGUGUGACAUGUGUGCUGCUGGUCACACUGUCAGUUUUUCCUGCUGUCACAGUAAAAGUGAAGAGUGUGUAUGGAAACAAGGAGUGGGACCAAUACUUUCUCUGUGUCUGCUGCUUCAUCGUCUUUAACGUCAUGGACCUGAUUGGCCGCAGUGUCACCUCUAUGGUUCAGUGGCCCUCAAAGAGAAGCGGUCUGUUCCCUGUGCUUGUGGUGUCCCGUGUGGUCUUCAUCCCUCUCAUCAUGCUGUGCAACAUUGACAACCGCCAGUACCUGCCAGUCCUGUUCUCCCAUGACAUUGCCUUCCUUGUUAUCAUGACAUUAUUUGCCUUGUCCAAUGGCUAUUUAAUUUGUCUCUGCAUGUCUUACGCACCUCAGUUGGUGAGGACUAAAGACUGUGAGACAGCGGGGGCCUUGAUGACCUUCUUCCUGGCUCUGGGUCUGGCUCUGUCUCUAGGGGCAGCGCUCUCUUUCCUCCUGAGGAACCUGCUCUAGAAUAUUUAUGAUUUACUCACUGAAGGGAAAUAGAUGAGACAUCUUCCAUAAUGCCGACGCAAAUGUAUAUGGAUAUUUAAAAUGAAGUAAGGUUAUUGUACACUGAUCUACACUGAACAAAAAUAUCAACGCAACAUGCAACAAUUUCAAAGAUAUUACUGAGUUACAGUUCAUAUGAGGAAAUCAUUAGGCCCUAAUCUAUAGAUUUCAUAUGACUGGGAAUACAGAUUUGCAUCAGUUGGUCACAGAUACCUCAAC
Messenger RNA from Salmo salar (Atlantic salmon), 1999 nucleotides. RefSeq names its product equilibrative nucleoside transporter 2. Lineage: Eukaryota; Metazoa; Chordata; Actinopteri; Salmoniformes; Salmonidae. Gene Ontology annotation, biological process: adenine transport; guanine transport; uridine transmembrane transport. The record is from RefSeq and is a predicted model, not a curated record. Gene Ontology annotation, cellular component: basolateral plasma membrane; plasma membrane. Gene Ontology annotation, molecular function: nucleoside transmembrane transporter activity.